AUGUCGCUAUAUGAGGGGGCAGUCAAGAUCGAGAUGGCGUCACGCUCUCGCAGACAUAUACAAAAUCUGGCUGCUCUUGCUGUUGGAAUUCAAGUUGCUUCCACUUUCUGGAAUACUAAGAGUGGAGUAUGGAAGUGGAUUCUUGUCGACCUGAGUUUGGGAUCAUCGCUAGCAUUUGUUGCUCUCUACAUCAUAUACCAUAUCAUCAUCCAUGACUUGCAAUCCCAGAGAAUAACACGACCACUCGACAAUGUCGAAUUCCAACAAGUGCUGAGACUACCUUCACUAAAAACCAUACAAGCUUUCGCUUUAUCAAGCUUCUUGUUUGCUUUGCGUGGACUGUUAUCAAGUCAUGCCUCCUUCAAUCGUCAAUGGAUCCUACGGUUUGGACAUCAAGAACCUAAUGAGAAUAUCGGCUUCAUACUAGUGUAUCAUGUCUUGCUCGGAUGUGGGUACGCUUGGUAUCGAAGUGCUUCAGACAAGGAUCGAUUGAGGUUUCCUCUAGUCAAGCGACCAUUGUGGUUUAGACUAAAAUCACGAGCAUCAGCAAUGAUCAAAAACAUUUCCUAUUUAUCAUUCAUCGCAUUAUUGGGGUACAUGGUGUUUUACUUUAUAUUCUCAAGGCAGAUCUAUAGUCUGGUUGGUUUUGUGUUUAAGAUAUCGAAAGUACGAACAUUCUAUCGAAGCUAUUUUGAUAUGUCUUUACUAUUCCAUACAUUCAUGGGUGGAUUCGUUUGCAUGUCGGCUUGGGAAUGGAAUGAUCAGUUGAUGCAAGCUAUUUGGGCAGAGGUUGUUUCAACUAACAAAUCACCAGACCCAUACAAUACAUUGUUGUCUGGCUUGAAUGAAUCGAAGUCAUAUUACAAGCAUCUCGCUUAUGCAGAACUCGCUGACUUUGUCAGGAAUGACCCUAUGAGACGUGCAGAUGUCUACAAUGAUGUUGUCGUAGGAGGUCGUGUUACCACUUGGCCAGUCAUCUUGAAAGCAUGUCAAAGCACAUUAGAUGAAUUGACUACCUCUGUUGCCAAAUUUGGGCAAGGCAAGAGUUUGUCCCAACCAGCCAAACAACCACCAACAAUCCAAGAGGCAGCUAGACGAGCAGCUGCAAAAGCUGAUCCAACUAUAUUCCUACCAACAAAACCAGGAGCCGUAGAAUCAGUCUUCUCAGCAAUAUCUCGAGAUGGCCUAGCUAGACGACCAACACCAACAACAACAGCGGCCGCAGCAUCAACAACAUCCUCAACUCUAGACUCAACACCCUUCCUCUUACAAAACAAUCUAUCAGCUGUUCCCGCAUUUUUAGGUGUUGAUGCUAAUCCAGUCGCACAAGUGUCUGAAUCCGUAACAACAAUGAACAACACAGUGUCUGAUAUUAUAUGGAAAUACGUACAGAAGUUCUUGACACUCUUAUCUCAACAUCCUCGAACUGCUACCUUGGUCAAGACUGUUGGGUCUGUACUUCAAUUGAAUCCAGCGCCCGCUAGAGCUAGACGUUUAUUCGCCAAUGCACAGUUGUAUAUUUGGGCUUCAGAAACACUCUCAUAUUUGAUUGUACACUCUCGAAAAGAAGACAAGUAUGGUGUUGUCGCCAAUGAUCUACCUCAAGUCUUGGAAUCCACCAUCAAGACACUAGAUUCCAUAGAAAAGUAUAUAUCGAAUGCACGAUUAGCUGGUGCUAAUCAAGAAGGAAUGUGUCCACCUGAAGCUGGAGCUAUAUGUACAGCCAUUCGAACAUUCGUGUAUGCUGUGGUUGAGGCAUAUUAUGAAUACCUGCCAAAGUACUAUUUCUCACCAGUAACUAGUAAACGGUUGGCUGAAUUCACCACAUUUGCCAUAUGA
Synchytrium microbalum is the source of this 1839-nucleotide messenger RNA. RefSeq lists its product as uncharacterized. The transcript is spliced from 11 exons. Bases 1 to 1839 code for a protein of 612 amino acids. The record is from RefSeq and is a predicted model, not a curated record. Gene Ontology annotation, biological process: nuclear pore organization. Gene Ontology annotation, molecular function: protein-macromolecule adaptor activity. Gene Ontology annotation, cellular component: spindle pole body; nuclear pore transmembrane ring. Lineage: Eukaryota; Fungi; Chytridiomycota; Chytridiomycetes; Synchytriales; Synchytriaceae.